UUUUUGGGCGUCGGCGAUUUGUCAAUGGAAAUAAUACUUUUGUAGUUGUACAGGUUAUGUUGGGAAAUGAAGGAUUUUGAUUUAACCUCAGAAAUUAAAUACUACCCUUUAAGUAUUUCAGGUUUAGAGACAGAACUAGUAUUUGACAAAAGAUAGCGUUAAAAUGAUUUUUGGAAACUCUGUUAUAUUUUUAUUUUUGAUUACCGGGUUAUGUUUGAGUGUUUGGUGUUAUCAAGAUAAAGAUGAAUUUCAUGAAGAACUUAUGAUUAAACCACUUGCCAGUGGUCAUGUUUAUUCUUAUUUUCAGUUUACAACAUUAUGGAAUAAAUUUCAUCCUCACCAUAUUUUUGACCACUGCCACCUCUUUCCCCCUCCACUGGGAGAGUUGAUUGAUAGGUUCAACGUCCGUGAACUCCACAUCAGCCUGACGGAGGGUUUAUGGAGGCAUGAGGGCUGGGGUUACCCUGUCUUAGAUGCUCCACCAGGUGCUGAGCUGUGGGUCUGGUUCAAACCUGGUACUCAGAAUAUUGACAAGAACUGGAAAGAGUUAAAUGGAGCACUAUCUGGUCUUUUGUGUGCUUCCCUCAAUUUCAUCGAUUCAUCAAACAGCAUGAGCCCGGAGAUGAGUUUCAGGCCUAUGGGAAUAGAAGAUCCGGAGCAGCCUCUUAACUCCACACUGCUCCGUUACGGCACUCUGCCCAGGGAGAUUGUCUGCACGGAGAACCUGACUCCUUGGAAGAAACUGCUGCCGUGCGAUGCUAAAAGAGGCCUGGCCACAUUGCUGAAUGCAGGAUACAUUCACAACACAAACUAUCAUUCACUAGGCGUCCACUUCAGACAUAUUUGCAUGAACAAAGAGUGUACGGAGACAGGACUGGAAUUGCGGCAAACAGUGUCUCUGGUGUACGAUCUCGUGAUCCUGGGUGGCUCCUCCCCCGACUGGUCCAUCCGCAAACUAUUUGGCCUUGGAUUGGCUGGCCACUGUCCUCUGGCCUCGACCAGCACCAUCUAUAUCGACAUCACUUCCAACCAGACAGGACAGACGUUCCGUUUGAGUCCUCUCCCAGACCGGACAGUUGUCAGUCACAGAGGCGGUCACCAGACUGAGCUGGCGGUCUACAAUGUUCAAAACCUCGAUCCCGACAGCAUGUUCAACAUCGCUCUGGUCCACGACAAACCCAGGAUUUUCACACAGAAUAUUGCACCUGCUAUUUUCGCCAACAGAUACAUUGUUGGCUAUGGGCAGGAGUUUGGUGGUAUUGUGACCAAGGUUCACAAUCGACACUGGCAGCCGAUCACAAUCAUCUUCCUGGAGAACAUCCCGUGGUUCGUGCCUGUCUAUUUCCACACACUCAAGAUCGUUAGCCAAGGCAGGACCAUUACGCCAUUGGUGAAGCGGUACGUGCCAGGCAGAGAACGGCAGCGGCCGUAUUACCUGGAGAUAAUGGUGGAGCUGCCGGCGCGAUCUGUCACGGACAUAUCGGUGCAGUUUGACUAUGUGUUCCUCAAGUGGCAGGAGUACCCACCGGACGCUAACCACGGCUUCUACAUCGGCUCGGCUGUGAUCACCGCCUGGCUUCCAGUCGCUCGCAACCUCACUGGACUCCCUCAGGACGGCUCACUCAUAUCUUCAUGUAUAAACGCUUCCCGGGACGGAUACAUGGUUCGUCUGCGCACAGAAUCACUCAUCAUCACACUGCCGACCCCAGACUUCAGCAUGCCGUACAACGUGAUCUGCCUGGCCUGCACAGUAGUGGCUCUGGCUUUCGGGCCUCUUCACAAUAUUACCACCAAGAAGUUGCAGUUGACGAAAGCUGGGGAACCAAGAGGAGUAUUCGCACUUUUCGCCAACAGAUCGGCUAAGUUCUUCGUUACCCUUGGAUUAGUAGCCGCAGCAUCCAUUUUUACUCUAAGACACUUCAAUAUAAUUGUAUUUUAAUUAAAUAUCUACUAGUGAAAUGAAUUUUCUACAAGCAAUAUUUAUUUUCUAUGUAGCAACUUGUAAAAUAGACGUACAUUUUUUAAAUGUACGCAAGCGGUCCAUGACCAAAACAGUUGUAAGUCGUUUUAUGCUUAAAGUAUUAAUAUAAGAUACAAUGUUACCUGUGACUUUACUACGUUAAGGUUUACUUACCUGCCCAUUUAAAUGAACAAAGUGAAUGUGAGCAAGUAUGUAUGAAUUUAAAAUAAGUUAAGAAUGUAAUAUUGAUGUCUGAAACAAAACUCAGGAUUGUGAAUUAUUUAUAACCUAUAAAACAUUGUUCUUUUUUAUUAAGUUGUUUUGUAGUGUGCACCUUCACCAAAUAAUUAUUUUUAAUAUUUGUA
This is a messenger RNA of Homalodisca vitripennis (glassy-winged sharpshooter), 2325 nucleotides long. Its product is annotated as GPI transamidase component PIG-T-like. Gene Ontology annotation, biological process: attachment of GPI anchor to protein. Gene Ontology annotation, cellular component: GPI-anchor transamidase complex. NCBI's taxonomy places the organism in Eukaryota, Metazoa, Arthropoda, Insecta, Hemiptera, Cicadellidae. The record is from RefSeq and is a predicted model, not a curated record.